AUGGUCAACAUAACCAGCGUCGACCUGCUACAUCUGGCUAGCAGCAUCCCAUAUGCAUAUCAGCUCCAAAGCAUUGCCAAUGCUUCCAUCGAUCACAUCUCCUUCAUAUCGUACAACGAGACCUUCAUCACCGACAUCCUCGGCACAAAUGUCUCGCAGCAAUUGGUAGCGCAAACAGACUGGGUCGCUUUCCACGAAGCCGGCGUCUAUAACAUCAAGACCGGCAAGCUCUACGCCACCAGCAACUGGGCCGGUAACAUCUCGAACCCCGUCAACGUCACAGCUAUCGACAUCAACAACAACAACUCCAUCUCUUCGAUCCGUUAUGAUGGUCUGGCCGAGGCGAACGGAGGCGCGGCUUUCUACCCUGUAGGUAGCUCGGCGAAUAGCAGCGAAGGCCAGCAGAUCGUCUUCUGCGACGAAGGCGACUUUACGAAUCCGGCGGGACUUGUCCUUGUUGAUCCCGCGACGAAUAAGACGAGUACGCUCGUUAAUAACUUCCUGGGUCGGAAUUUCACCUCGAUCAAUGAUGUGGAGCAGCAUUAUGGUACCGGGGAUCUGUGGUUUACUGAUGUUCCUUAUGGUUACUGGCAGUACUUUCGUCCGACCCCCGUAAUCCGCUACCAAGCCUACCGUUUCGAGCCCAAGACGGGCGUCAUCCAGGCCGUGGCAGACGGCUUCAAUGCACCCAAUGGUAUCGAGUUCUCGCCUGACUUCAAGCACGUGUAUAUCACCGAUACCGGCUCUCACACUUUCCCGAAUAAGGACAAUCUGACUGAUCCGGCCACGAUUUAUCGGUUCGAUGUCACGCCGGAUGGGAAGAGGUUGGAGAACCGCCAGGUGUUCGCUUAUAGCGAUGUUGGAUUUCCGGAUGGGAUUCAUACUGAUACUCAGGGAAAUGUCUAUUCGGGGUGCGGGGAUGGUAUUCAUGUGUGGAAUCCGGAGGGGGUGUUGCUUGGUAAGCUCGCGGUGGCUAAUGGUGGUGUCAAUAACUUUGCCUUUGUGCCGGAUGGGAUGUACAUUUUCAAUGCGCAGAACCUGUUCAAGGUUACGCUGAAGGCUGAGGGGAGGACGGUCAAGCGGGAUUUUGGUCUGUAUGAGAAGGGUGGAUAUGGUGGUCGGUGGUAG
Messenger RNA from Recurvomyces mirabilis, 1128 nucleotides. RefSeq lists its product as uncharacterized. Bases 1 to 1128 code for a protein of 375 amino acids. Lineage: Eukaryota; Fungi; Ascomycota; Dothideomycetes; Mycosphaerellales; Teratosphaeriaceae. The record is from RefSeq and is a predicted model, not a curated record. The transcript is spliced from 3 exons.